Messenger RNA from Ceratotherium simum simum (southern white rhinoceros), 2525 nucleotides. RefSeq names its product DNA polymerase lambda (gene POLL). The record is from RefSeq and is a predicted model, not a curated record. Lineage: Eukaryota; Metazoa; Chordata; Mammalia; Perissodactyla; Rhinocerotidae. Gene Ontology annotation, cellular component: nucleus. Gene Ontology annotation, molecular function: DNA binding; DNA-directed DNA polymerase activity. Gene Ontology annotation, biological process: double-strand break repair via nonhomologous end joining.
CCUCAGGUUGGGGUCUCGACACCCCAGUCCCUCUGUGGUGCCCAGCUGUGAGUCCCUGAUGCGCGCCAGCUGCGUACGCGGCGGAUGCCCCACACCUGCCGGAGUCUUCUCUACCCCCAGCUGUGAGGCGGAAACUUCCCCAGUCCCGGAAGGCGCCCCACACCAGCUGCGGCCGUGCCCCAUCUCCACGCAGCUGGGGGGCUGAGCACCCGCAUGCCAAGAACCCGCGACUAGGGCAGGUGCAGGGCGUUCCCACUGCCCCCCUAACCACCCCCAGGUUUUCCUCUGUGGGUCUCUGAUGGGGUUAGAGAAAGAUUAUGUGGAGUUUAUGUGCCCCGCAGCCUCCACUGCUCUUGGGAGCUCAAGGGCUUACUAAAGCUGUAGCUCCGUUUCCUAGCCUGGCGUCCCCUUUCGGUAAAUCCCUUUGGAAGUGGGAUGCAGCAGGGGCAGACACUGCGCUGAACCUUGAGAGCGACCUCUCUGAGGAAUGAUAUCGUUUCCUUACUCUCAAAAGUUCCCCAAAUAGCCUCACUCUUCCCCCCAUAUACCCCAAUACUCUGACUUGGAAAGGCUGGUGAGUGUAGAGGUAGGCUAAACCACUGGCGUUCAAUUUGGUUUUGGGAGACCCCUGGGAACUGGGCUACUGCCCCCAAGGCCUAAUCAAUAGAGACCCCACCUCUGUAGGCAGAGGGGUUGGGGAACCGCAAUUCUGGGUUUCCACAGGACAGCUGCUAUGAUCAGCUCUCAAACAGAAAGGUCAGGAUCCAGCCAUACCUCAGUGGACCCCAGGGGCAUCCUGAAGGCAUUUCCCAAGCGGAAGAAAAUUCCUGCCAAUUCAUCAUCAAAAGCAUUUGCAAAGAUUCCCAAGAGGGAACAUGGAGAAGCAGCAGGAGAGUGGCUGAGCUCCCUGCGGGCCCAUGUAGUGCCCACUGGCAUUGGGCGAGCCCGGGCAGAACUCUUUGAGAAGCAGAUUAUCCAGCAUGGUGGCCAGAUAUGCCCUGCCCAGGCCCCAGGGGUCACUCACAUUGUGGUGGAUGAAGCCAUGGACUGUGAGCGAGCCCUCCGUCUCCUUAGACUGCCCCGGCUGCCCGCCGGUGCUCAGCUGGUGAAGUCAGCCUGGCUAAGCUUGUGCCUGCAGGAGGGAAGGCUGGUGGACACGGCAGGAUUCAGCAUCUUCAUCCCCCACAGGUACCUGGACCAAACACAGCUCAGCAAGGCAGACCAAGACUCUUCUACUCCUCCUAGAGCCUGUGAGGCUCUGCUCCGUACAGCCCUCUCUCCUUCCCCUUCUCCUACCAGACUUGUGUCUCCUCCCCGGAGGGCAGAAGAGGCUCCAAGCAUCCAAGCCCAGCCUGUCUCUGAUGAUGAAACCAGUGAUGGGGAAGAGACCCAGGUUAGUGCAGCUGAGCUGGAAGCUUUGAUCAGUGGCCGCUACCCUACCCUCCUUGAGGAAGAGGAUGAGCCUUGCCCAGCUCCUGAGGGCCUGGAUAAGUGGGUCUGUGCACAGCCUUCGAGCCAGAAGGUGACCAACCACAACCUCCACAUCACAGAGAAACUGGAAGUGCUGGCCAAAGCCUACAGUGUUCAGGGAGACAAGUGGAGGGCCCUGGGCUAUGCCAAGGCCAUCAAUGCACUCAAGAGCUUCCACAAGCCUGUCACCUCCUACCAGGAGGCCUGCAGUAUUCGCGGGAUUGGAAAGCGGAUGGCUGAGAAGAUCAUAGAGAUCUUGGAGAGUGGGCAUCUGCGGAAGCUGGACCAUAUCAGUGAAAGCGUGCCUGUCUUGGAGCUCUUCUCCAACAUCUGGGGAGCUGGAACCAAGACUGCCCAGAUGUGGUACCACCAGGGUUUCCGGAGCCUGGAAGACAUCCGCAACCAGGCCUCCCUGACUCCCCAGCAGGCCAUUGGCCUGAAGCAUUACCAUGACUUCCUGGAACGCAUCCCCAGGGAGGAGGCUACAGAGAUUGAGCAGACAGUCCAGGAAUCAGCUCAGGCCUUCAACCCUGGGCUGCUGUGUGUGGCAUGUGGUUCGUACCGACGGGGGAAGGCAACCUGUGGUGAUGUGGACGUGCUGCUCACUCACCCGGAUGGCCGGUCUCACCAGGGCAUCCUCAGUCGCCUCCUUGACAGCCUUCGGCAGCGAGGGUUCCUGACUGAUGACUUGGUGAGCCAGGAGAACGGCCAGCAGCAGAAGUACCUGGGUGUAUGCCAGCUCCCAGGGCCAGAGCGGCGGCACCGACGACUGGACAUCAUCGUUGUGCCCUACAGCGAGUUUGCCUGCGCCCUGCUCUACUUCACCGGCUCUGCCCACUUCAACCGCUCCAUGCGGGCUCUGGCCAAGACCAAGGGCAUGAGCUUGUCAGAGCAUGCCCUCAGCACAGCUGUGGUCCGGAACGCCCAAGGCCUCAAGGUGGGGUCUGGCCAAGUGCUGCCCACCCCCACUGAGAAGGAUGUCUUCAGGCUCUUAGGCCUACCCUACCGAGAACCAGCUGAGCGGGACUGGUGACCCAUGGCUGCAGGGGAGGGGG